Molecule: messenger RNA, 1010 nt
Organism: Calypte anna (Anna's hummingbird)
Lineage: Eukaryota; Metazoa; Chordata; Aves; Apodiformes; Trochilidae
Gene: POU1F1
Product: POU class 1 homeobox 1
Exons: 8
Coding region: 204-1010 (268 amino acids)
Biological process (GO): regulation of transcription by RNA polymerase II
Molecular function (GO): RNA polymerase II cis-regulatory region sequence-specific DNA binding; DNA-binding transcription factor activity, RNA polymerase II-specific
Source: RefSeq, a predicted model, not a curated record
AUGACUUGCCAAGCAUUUUCUUCAUCUGACACCUUUGUACCCUUGAAUUCUGACUCUUCUCCCUCUCUGCCUCUGAUCAUGCAUCACAGCGCCGCAGAGUGCCUGCCGGUUUCUAACCAUGCCACCAAUGUUGUGUCUCCAGGAGCCUUCAUUACUCUGUGCCCUCCUGUCAUUAUGGAAAUCAACCAUCUACCUACGGGGUGAUGGCAGGUAUCAAGCCUGCAACUCCAGAGAUGCUAUCAGCAAGUCUGUCCCAGAGUCGCAUCUUACAGACAUGCAGUAUGCCACAUCCCAAUGUGGUCAAUGGUGUCAGCACCUUGCAAAGCAAUCUGACCCCUUGCCUUUACAAGUUCCCAGAGCAUGCCCUGAGUGCCAGCUCGUGUGCCCUGGGCCACAGCUUCACACCCAUGCACCAGUCCCUCCUCACAGAGGAUCCCAAUGCAGCAGACUUCAAGCAGGAGUUUCGCAGAAGAAGCAAGUCUGUUGAAGAACCUGUUGACAUGGACUCUCCUGAAAUCAGGGAACUGGAGAAAUUUGCUAAUGAAUUCAAGCUGAGGAGGAUAAAGUUGGGCUAUACACAAACCAAUGUUGGAGAAGCACUGGCUGCUGUGCACGGCUCUGAAUUCAGCCAGACUACUAUCUGUCGUUUUGAAAACUUGCAGCUGAGCUUCAAGAAUGCAUGCAAACUGAAAUCUAUACUGUCCAAGUGGCUGGAGGAGGCAGAACAAGUAGGAGCUUUAUACAGUGAAAAAGUUGGAGUGAAUGAGCGGAAGAGGAAGCGCAGAACCACCAUAAGUAUUGCUGCCAAAGAAGCCCUAGAGAGGCAUUUUGGGGAACAAAGUAAGCCUUCUUCUCAGGAGAUUAUGAGGAUGGCUGAGGGUCUCAAUCUUGAGAAAGAGGUUGUGAGAGUUUGGUUUUGCAACAGAAGACAAAGAGAAAAAAGAGUGAAGACAAGUUUACAUCAGAACACCUUUAGUUCUAUUAUCAAGGAGCAUCAUGAAUGCCGGUAA